AUGUCUCUCCUGCGCCCCACUGUUCAAAUUGCUGAACGCAGGCCACUAGCCACUUGUCUACCGCCUCCUGAGGACCCUGAUUCCCAACCGCCCAAAAGCAAGAGGCUCUGUCUUGAAGAGCCUGGCGGUGUCCCUGAGGAGAGAUGGAGGCUGCCUUUGGUGUCUCGCUUGUCUGAGGUAGAAAAAAUUGGGGAGUUGCUGCCUAGAUCCUUCGAGGCACUCUUUAUUUCAACUAAUGUGAAUUGUGAUUACUCCAUAGACACCUGUGUGGCACAGUCAGCUAGUGGGAGGCAGAUAUGUCAUCUGGGAUGGCAAAAGAGCAAAUUUCAGAUGAAUAGCUGUUUGCGUUCUCUCUCCUCACAAAAGUUUGCCUAUGAUUUGAGGGCUUCCGGAAGACCUUUUGAACAAGAACUGAAUGAAAAAGAGGUUUUCAGCUUGCACAGCAACGACAGAUUUCAAGCAGAGGUUGGUCAAUCUCUGCCCAGCACUUCCAUACAUGAUAUAUAUGGUGUUAAAAACGAGAAUGGAAAACAAUAUUUAGCUCAAGGGAGGAGCAAUAGCUGGAGAGACAAUACAUAUAUAAAACAGGCAGAAAAUCCAUUUUUAGAGGCUACCUUUUACAAGGAAGCUAAAGCAACACCUCAAGAAAUUAAGAACAGAUGUAAAGCUAACAGUGUUAUGUCAUCAAAUAAAAAAGAAAAUAUUUUAGCAUCUAUACUAAAAAUACCAAAAUCUCCAAGCCAGCACGGCUUGGAAAUUGCCAAACCUUGCUAUUUUAGAGAUAACAGCACAAGUAUCCCUGAAUUUCCCACCGAUUUAAAUAGCAAAAUGUCCUCUGUCUAUUUAAAGGAAAUAGCAAAGGAAAAAAAUGGCAAAAAUGAGACAUAUGUUAGGCAUUUCACAAAUGUUUACUCUUCUCAAUACAGACCUGAUGCUAAGAGACAAAAGUUACAGAAUGAUAAUAAAAUUGUGGAUGCAGAAAAUACUUUGUCUGAGUACUAUGAAAGUAACCACCAAUCACUCAGCCACCAAAAUACUUGCAAGGAAAAAAAAGACGUGCUCAGUUUAAACUACUAUAAUCCCAGUAGUAUCAAAUGUGAUGUAAAAGUCUCUGAAAAGAAUAUUACUAUAAUACUAGAAAAUUCAAAAGAAGAAGUAACAAAAAUAUGCCCAGACAGUUACAAACCAAUUAGGUUAGAAAAAUAUCAGAGCGGGUACUGUAUCACUAGAUGUAUUUGGAAGAGAAGCAGGAAAAAUAACUGGAUUAUAAGUAAUUGCAAGACCACAUAUGAAAAUAUGGAAUUAAAUGGAAGAAGACUAAAUUUGCAGCAACUAUUGGAAAUAGACUUUUUAAACAAGGAAGAUUAUCACAAUACAAGAGUAAUGAAUGCAUAUGGAGAACAAUCCAAACCUCCUAUGAUAGGAACACUGGGUAGACAAAAAGUUUUAAUCAAAAAUGUUUGCUUAAGUGGCAAAGAAGAAAAUGAUAAUAUGCUACAGUUAAGAUAUUAUGCUACACAAAAAGGGUCAUAUUUAAGCAAUGUUUUUCAAAGUUUCAGUACAGGAAUUUUUUGUUUCCAUGAAACUAUUUCAGAAAGUAAAAAAUAUAAUAGUAAUUUAAUCUGGUCUGAAAAAUUAAAGCACAAAAAGAAAAUUGAGAUUCAGAAUCUAAUAAUCACAAAGAAUGAUGUUUUAAGCAUAUAUUUACAGAUCGGUGUUUCAGAAACUCUAAAUAUUAUAUUGAAAACCAACAAUAGCCUUGAAUGUUUAAUAAAAUGUGAAAGUGAGUUUAAAUUAGGAGAGAAGCACAUUUUCAAGUGGAUAGUUUAUUUGAAUUAUCCAAAAAUGAUCAUGGUGGAAAAUCAUUCUGCAUCUCAAAUAAGGAUUUUAACUUUUUCUCCCUUGGUAGAAGAUAAUAUGAGACCUGUGUUAAAGAAAAGGAAACUGUUUCAAACUGAAGAAGUUUCUAAAGCAUCUAAGAAAGAAACCAGAAAUUCCUUCUAUAUGGCUGCUGAAAUGACAUGUCUCCCAGUUUUUCAGAGAGAUGAAAAAAUCCCUCUUUUAGUGGACUUUGAUGGCAUGAAUGACAUUUUUUGGACAAAAGAAAUUAGUUACAAGGAUGAUUGCCCUAAAGGAGUCAUGAAUGUGGAAAAUUGGGCCCACUUUAGUCCAAUUAUGGUUAAAACAGAUUCUAAGUCUGGUCAUCUGUUUAUUCAGGACUACAAAAGAUAUAUUAAUGAAAAUUUUUAUGAAAUAAGUAUGCACAACCAAGAUUCAGAUACUGAAAGAGAACAGGAUCAUAGUAAGAUCACUGGGUUUAGUUCUGAGUGCAUAUCUGAGGAUUUCUUUAAUAUCAAACAACAAACCAUCCUGGCAAGCCACUUAACAAUAUGCAGUCAAACUAAUGCCAAGAUUAUAACUCAGCUACCAAAUUUUGAGAACUUGUUAUGUGAAAUUAAAGAAACAAAUUAUGACUUAAUUUUAGAGGAAAUAAAAACCAUAGCACAAAAUUUGACAAAUAAUUGCCAAGUUCAUGAAGAUUUUGAGAUAGAAAAGGAAAAGAAAGAUGAUUUUUUUUCAACAGAUGCUAUGCUGUCUGUACAGUCAGUUUCAUUAAUGAGCAAAGUAAAUGUGGAAGAUACUAUACAACCAAACCAAAUAUAUAUUAAUCAAAAUAACACUAACAGAAAUGAAUUUGAGAGCAAUUUGCAAGAAAGUGAGUUAGAUAAUUCAAAGCAUUUUCUUCUGAAGAACGGCUCUACAGAAUGUGUUAAUCAUCAAUUUGAAGCUGAUUUGAGUGCAGGGAACAAUGAAUGGUUUCAGGACUUAAAUGCUGAGUGUUUAUCAACAGAAGCUCUGACAAUAGGAAAAGAUUUUGAAAUGAGAAGUAAAUUUGAUUUAGUACUUGAAGAGCUUCGUAUGUUUCAUGAAAUUAGUAAGGAAAAAGAAAUUCUAAGCACUGUAGAAACAAACAUUGAACAAGAAUAUUACUUUGGAGAAAAUAAUGGUACUAAAGAAAUAGAAAAGCAGAUAAAAAAAGAUGUGAAAGUGGCUACAGUCAACAAAACAUGUGCAUCUUCUCUGCUCUGUGAGAGUAAAGCAAGUCCUCAUGUGCAUAGAAGACACCAACGUUUAUUUAAGUGGAAAACAGAAUCCAGUGAUGGAGAGCAAGCAGUUCCUAGUGAAAAUUGUCCAGGAACACCAGAGGAAGAAUUACUCUAUUCUACUUCUGAGGAAGAUUGUGAGAAACUCCUACCUCAAAGGCUUGCUUUGUUUUCUGAAGAAUUUAAGGAAGGAAAAUGUAAUUAUUUACUGAAAGAAGGUAGCCAUUUUGCAAAUGGAAUUUUAAGAGUACAUCCACUUAAGACAUGCAGUCGACCAAUCAGAAUUGGUUUGUCAAGAAAAGCUAAGCUGAAACAACUUCAUCCCUAUCUGAAAUAAAUAUGUUACAAGAAGUUAAAAGAAGAUAUUGGAAUUCAAUAUUUCAGAAUAUUCUCGAACAUCUAG
Chrysochloris asiatica (Cape golden mole) is the source of this 3507-nucleotide messenger RNA. RefSeq names its product RAD51 associated protein 2 (gene RAD51AP2). The transcript has 3 exons. Lineage: Eukaryota; Metazoa; Chordata; Mammalia; Afrosoricida; Chrysochloridae. The record is from RefSeq and is a predicted model, not a curated record.